Messenger RNA from Homalodisca vitripennis (glassy-winged sharpshooter), 4823 nucleotides. RefSeq names its product vesicular glutamate transporter 2.1-like. Gene Ontology annotation, biological process: monoatomic anion transport; transmembrane transport. Bases 96 to 1511 code for a protein of 471 amino acids. Lineage: Eukaryota; Metazoa; Arthropoda; Insecta; Hemiptera; Cicadellidae. Gene Ontology annotation, molecular function: transmembrane transporter activity. The transcript is spliced from 10 exons. Gene Ontology annotation, cellular component: plasma membrane. The record is from RefSeq and is a predicted model, not a curated record.
UUACCAGUGGAUAACCCUGUUACUUACAUAAUGCGUUACUCACCGCUCAUCUCUGAGCGACCGACAAGUACGCAGUCGGUGUCUGUUCCCACGCUAUGGAUAACCUUCCACGCCGCGGGCACAAGGGACACGGGAUGUUCUGGAACAGAAGACGUUACCUAGUGGCGUGUCUCGCGUUCCUGGGGUUCUUCACCUUGAACAUCCUUAGGUCAAACUUAUCCUACGCUCUUGGUCCCAUGAGAUCUCCCUACAAUGUCACCCUGGACAACGGAACAGUUGUGGAGAAACAAGACUUCGACUGGCCCGAGCAGGAAGUAUCACACAUCGCGCAUGCCUCCUUCUUUGGAUAUGUCGCCACUCAGAUUCUAGGAGGGUGGCUAGGUGCCUGUCUGGGUGGCAGUCGAGUGUUCGGUGUGGGGGUGGCCCUCACUGCACUGUUUUCGCUUGUUACGCCUUUUGUGGCCAACACAGGCGUGGUAAACUUGCUGAUAGCCAUCAGAGUUAUUGAGGGUCUCUUUGAGGGUGUCACUUACCCGAGUAUUAUCGCCGUCUGGUCUCGAUGGGCGCCUCCCCAGGAGCGGGCUCGCCUGGUUGCCAUCGCCUUCUCAGGCAGCUAUUUUAGUAUCGUAAUCAACUCCUCAGUUUUCCACAUCAUCGCCAAAACCCUAGGCUGGUCGUACGUCUUCUACAUCACAGGUAUAAUCGGGUUAAUAUGGUUUGCUGUUUGGUGGACUGUGGUGAAGGACAAACCGGAAGACGACCCUCACAUCUCCACAGAGGAACUAAAGUUCCUGAAAGAGAAUAUUGACUGUGGACCUAAUGACUAUAUUCCUAAACAUAUUAUAUAUCCUUGGGACAAGUUCGUCACGUCGAUGCCUGUAUGGGCCAUAGUAGUGGCUGACACCUGCAUGAGCUGGGGCAGUACACUGAUGGCUUUGCUGCCGAUUUUCGUGAGAGAGACAUACAACUACGAGGUAGAUGAAACCAGAUUUUUGUCAUUGCUGCCGCAUCUAGUGAUGGCUGUCCUGAUGCCGGUCGCUGGAACAUUGGCUGACUGGUUGAGGAACUCAGAAGUGCUCACUACCACACAAGUGUGGAAAGUUUUCAACUGCGGUGCCUUCAUAAGUCAGGCAAUAUUAAUUUUCCUUGCAGGACACUUUAACUCCGUUAACGGUGUGUUAUUGUGCGAGGUUAUGGCCGUAGGGCUGUCAGCGUUUACCUGGGUUGCCAUCAGUGUAAAUCACCUGGACAUAGCACCUCAGCAUGCCAGUGUUCUAAUGGGAUUUUCCGGCACAUUUUCAUGUGUUCCAGUCUUUCUUAGUAUCGGUUUUAUUAACUACGCCCUUGCGUAUGGGUGGCAGGUCGUGUUCUACGUGAACAUCGCUCUCUAUCUCGUGGGGGCUCUCUUGUACUGGGCAUUCGCUUCAGGAGAGAGACAGCGCUGGGCUCCCCCUGCACCUACCCCAGAAUCAGAGAGCCUAUCACUCCCACAACGAAGCCAUGUCAUCUGAUCCUGUAUGAGGAAUUGUAAUUAAACUGUUGAUAUUGUUUGUUACUGAGCUCUAAUUCCAAUUGUAUACAAAAAACUAUGUACAAAACAAGAGCCACAGUGCACAAUUACUGCUUUGAAACUUAGUUGGAUAUUUUAAAGGACUAUCAUAGAGUCCAAACAUAAAUACAAUGCUAUAAAAGAAUAUGACUAAAAUGCUUAGUUUUUCCUUUCGUUCACACACAAGCUACACUAAAUUUAGCUGUUAGCCUACACCAAACUAUUGGCCUGUGGCAAUUCUAUCGGUUACGGAAAACUAUUCAAGAAAUACGUUUUCGCACAAUUUAAUUAAAUACCUGGAAGAAAAUAUUUUGUAAAAACCAGCAUAGCUUCUAAAACAAUAAAGGGACAAACAAUUUGUUAUUUGAUUUUACAAAUGUUAUAAAUGAUCUUUUAAUUUUUUGAAAACAAGUGUUCUGUCGAUUAUUCAAAAGCAUUUGAUACUCUUGACCAUGUUAUGCUGCUGGAUAAAUAAAAAAAAAAAAUAUGGGAUUGAAGCCUACAUUUUAAAGUGGUUCACAAGUUACCUUGAAAACAGACCAUUUGUUAAGAAGUUAAGAUAGCCAAUGAAUAUAGUUCCUAAAGAGUCUCCAAUUAAUAGUGUUUUGGCCCUAAUUCUAUUUAAUAUGUAUCUUAACAGUUUUUGAAAACAAAAUUUCCAUGAGCAUUUGUUUAUCUAUGCAGAUAAAACAGCACUCUUGGUGGCUCGCAAGAAUUUUAUCUAGCAGAAUGCCUCAUAUUUUCUCACUAUAGUAUAAUGGUUAGAUGGGCACACGACAGUAAACUAGUAAUAAACUCUUAAAAUACUCUUGUAAUUAUCACAUCUUGAAGUAUAACAACUUUCACUCCUAUUAUAAUACUCCUGACCGAUCUCCAAUAGUGAAUAAGCUAAUAGAGUUAUGACUUUACUUAUUUAACCAUAAUGAAAAUUGAUUGUGUCAAAGUCUUAAAGUGGCAACGGAAUAUUAAUUUUGGGUAUCACUAUACAUUAUAAAUUGAAAUGGGAAUUACAUCUAUGCAGUCUGGUCAAAAGAUUAAAAUCUAUAUCUGGUAAACUCUAGUACUUAACAGAUAUCCUUCCCUGUUCAGUAAUCAAGCUAAUUUAUAAGUCGAUGUUUGAAACCUUGAUAAGGUAGGGGGUACACCCACUAAAUCGUUCAUGAACCAUGUGGAUAGUUUUCAAAAAGAACUCUUUAUGGAUAUGGCAUGGAUAUGCUCAGAUGGCAGGUGUAUCUCAAUUACAACAAAAUUUUAAUUUUUCCGAUUGCCUUUUGGUACGUAAAUACAAUACCUUAAAUUCCAAACAACUUUUUAUACUAAAAAUAAUUAAUAGAUACCAUUUAUCUGAAUCCUUUAAAAUCAGCAAACUCAACAACAUGCUAUACAUUUACAAAAUUAAAAAAAAAAAGAUUUUGUACGAUUAUACUAAAUUUUUCCUCGUAAUACUUAUGUAAUAAUUGGCUGGGCUACAUUUUUACAUUUUUACAAAAAUAUUUAAUCAAUCCUAAAGAAUUGCUAACAUGUAAAAAUUGUUACAAAGUUAAUCCUUACACACUUUGUGUUGCUUGAAAUGGUAAAUAAUGACUAAUACGAGUAGACAUGUGAAAAAGGAACAUUAUUAUCACUAAUAAAUCGCUUACUCUAUCAAUACGCCGAAUACUGUAAACUAUGAAUAAGGCAUGGCAUCAACACAUUACCACAGGUUGUAAUAUGGUGCUAUCAUAAUUCAUGAUUUCAUGAAGUAUCACAUUGUACUCUCAAACCAGGCAUAAGUAAUUGGACAUCUAAAUUCAUUUGUCAAUUGACAUCUAAAUUCAUUGAAUUGUUUUCGUAUAAUAUCAAGGAUAAGGCCUGAGCCUCCAACUCCAUAUUUCUUAAAUUUUUGUAUUUAUAUAUAAAUGUUUAAAAGGGCAAAGGCAUCAGUUGAAUUUAUGAUACAGCUUAGAUGUUGUUCUAAUGCCAAGUCAGUUCCGUUACCAGGUCAAAAACCAAAUUUAUUGUUACGGAAUAGGUUGAAGUCUUGCAAUAUUUUCCUUAUUAAAAUAUUAAAUAUCUAUCUAUGUUACUGAUAAGCGAUAUUGGGCGAAAUACUGACAUAUCAGUGUCAUACCCGUUCUUAUACACAGGUACAACUUACAGCGAUGUUUAACUCAUCAGGAAAUACUCCCUGUUCAAGAGACUUUUGUGACUACAGUACAAUAAUGGUACAAAUACAUCUAUAUUAUUAUUAUUAAUGACUAUGUUACUUAUAGUAUCCAAUCCAUAACUAAUCUAUUUUUUCCUAUGAACUAUUCUAUUAAUAUCUGUUUCAACUUUUACAACUAACAAUAAUUAUAAAAUACUAUUUAUCUGAAUAUUUUAAAUCGGAAAACUCAAAAACAUGCUUAACAUUCAGAAGAUUAGAUAAAUAUAUACUGCCAAGAUUUUGUAAUACUUAUGGAAAAAAAUUCUAUGAGUUACAUUGUUCUCAAAGUAUGUUAUCAAAUACGUAAAGAAUUCCUAAAAUUCAAAUAUUUUUGUAAUGCUAAUCCUUAGAUACUUAAUUAGUUGUUUGCAAUGGUAAAUAAUGACUAAUAGGCAUGUGAAACUAUUAAUUUAAAAAAUAGAUUAAGUUGGUUGGAUAAGUUUUCAUAAAGUAUAGUUUUUUUAUUAGCAUAUUAUCUUAAACAUUUGUAUUGUGAUGUACCUUUAUACAGUAUAAAGUGUGUAAGCGCGCGCGAGCGCGCGCACGUAUGUGUGUUUAAUUGUGUGGUAAUUAUUGGUAAGAUAUUGUAAUAAAUUUGUUAGUCAAUUAAUGUUGAUAUCGCAUUUGUAGAACGUAUAUAUAUAUAUAUAAUACGUUCAUGCAAUAUAUUUUGUAUUGCUUUAUCUGUAGACAUAUUACAAUUUUAUUUGUUAAUGCCUACGUACACUGCUAUUAGAAGUGUUUUCUUUUUUCUCUUUGUCAAUUAGUACGUAUUUGUAUUCAGAUGUUUACAGUAAAGAUGGGUACCCAACGAUAAAUUAUUUGUAACUUUUGGGACCCAAGGCUCUGUAUGUUUGUAGUAAAUAUAAUUCUUGAUUCUUCAUGAUUCUUGAUUUUUUCAAACUAUUUCAAACAUGGUUACACUGGAAAUAAAGUUGAAUUAAACAAGCAAAAAAUCUUGAAUUAUAUGUCUUUUCAUUGGAGAUGUUCUAUAUCAAUUUUACCUUUACCAUUCAACAUGAAUACAAUUGUAAUAAAUAAAAAACACGUUGAAGACGUAUUUAAUAAAAAGAGCUCGUUGACAUCGAG